Fibroporia radiculosa is the source of this 1575-nucleotide messenger RNA. RefSeq lists its product as uncharacterized. The record is from RefSeq and is a predicted model, not a curated record. The coding region runs from base 1 to 1575 and encodes 524 amino acids. The transcript has a single exon. Lineage: Eukaryota; Fungi; Basidiomycota; Agaricomycetes; Polyporales; Fibroporiaceae.
AUGCGCGACUCUGCUGUAGUCUACUCUGCUUCCCUCAGUGCGCUCCAAAAUACUACAGUAGAUAUCGCCGUUUCCGCUACACCGUGCAAAUUUCGACUGAUAGAUUGCACUCGAUUCCUCGAUCACGAUACCCUCACGAUUCAUGAAUUCCCAUAUCUUCCCACUUACGAAUACGCGACCAUAUCCUAUGUCUGGAGAGGACUCGGAGUUGACCCAAACAACACCAGCGGUGCAAGCUACGGCACAUUCACUAUCAAAGGUGCUACGAAUGGUGAUCCGAUCAGUAUCGACGUCCUCAGACACGCGUGCGUCGCUGCGGUCCAGGGGAACGCGAAAUUUAUCUGGUUGGAUGGUCUCUGCAUCCUACAAAGCGAUGCCUACGACAAAGCCUGGCAAAUUCGCAGGAUGUAUCACAUCUACCGAUCUUCGGCACUAUGCAUAGUUCUCCCUGGUGGAAUGCGGCGGCUAGCGAGGGUAGAUGAAGAAACGACGUGGAUUCGGCGGUCGUGGACCCUCCAGGAGGUUCUAGCACCGAAAAUGGCGAGGGUCUUGUUCGCUUGGACAUAUGGCAAAAUCCUAUUCACAGCAACUGUUGACUCGCGAUUCAACUACGAAGAAGUCAUUCCAGGUCAAUCAGCUGCAUGUUCCCUUGAGGACGCUCUCUCGGCAAAUAGCGGAAGUUAUCUUGAGCUGGAGGCAGAACGUAAAUAUUUCGAGUGUUUCUCGAUAACGCUAUUCGGCCGAGAGAAGUCGUAUGUCAGCACACUUCUCGCUGUAUUGAAUGGUGGGGGGCUGGAGAAUGCGGGUAGCAUACAGGCCGCGUGGCAAUGCUCACUGAUACGCACAUGCACCUAUCCCGUCGAUGCUGUGUUCAGCAUCAUGGGUCUCUUUGGAGUACACCUCGAUCCACUCCAUUUCAAACCGGACGACAGGCGAGGGGCAACUAUCGCCCUCGCUGCAGAGAUAUUAAGAAAUGGAGGAAGGGCAGACUGGCUCGCUGCUGCCCUCGAUCUUCCUCCGGAGAGAGGGGUUUCAGCGCUUCCAGCGCUUCCUCGCAUUAAUCCGAUAGGGGACGCGACACUGGUCACUGAAAAAGGAGAGCGACCUGUAGCGGACAUCUUGCCAUGGGUUGGGUUGGGUUGGGUAGAUGGCAUUCCGUCAGGAAAAAUGGACGACAAGGGACGCUUCAUAUUUUCCAGCCCUGCAGCUCCUCUAACUCCGAUAGGCCGCCGAAAAUCUGGUCGCAUAGAAAACGAUAGAAAGACUAUGUAUGACGACACUGGGAAACUGCAGGUCAUCGCAACCAAUGGUACCAUCUGGAGGAUACACAUUGGUGCCGACAAAACUCACCGAAAAACUCGUCGGUCUUUCAUCGCCUUCAUUGGCACUCUCACACAUUAUACUUCUGCUGUUUUUGGCGACUUUUUCGAUCCUCAUCCGCAUAGAGCAAUUCUCGUCGAGGAACAUGAGGAUGGCAAGUUCCACAGAACAUCUUCGUUUAUCCUCGGCAUGGAAUUUGCACCCUAUAUUGAACGCUGCAAGUUGUAUGAGAUCUGCCUUGCAGGGCUAGCCUGA